Macrosteles quadrilineatus (aster leafhopper) is the source of this 6927-nucleotide messenger RNA. Its product is annotated as syntaxin-binding protein 5-like. Gene Ontology annotation, molecular function: syntaxin binding; myosin II binding; GTPase activator activity. Gene Ontology annotation, biological process: regulation of protein secretion; regulation of exocytosis. The record is from RefSeq and is a predicted model, not a curated record. The transcript has 24 exons. Bases 300 to 4223 code for a protein of 1307 amino acids. Gene Ontology annotation, cellular component: cytoplasm; SNARE complex; plasma membrane. Lineage: Eukaryota; Metazoa; Arthropoda; Insecta; Hemiptera; Cicadellidae.
AAAAGAAAUAGUUUGUAAUUUGUACUUAAAAGCGUAUAAUUUACGUAAAAUUGUUGUUUGUGUCUUCUAUAAUUCGGUCCUUUGCUGUUUAAAUGAGAAUUUAAAAAAUGUGAGUUGUGACAGUCGCAGUAGAAUUUUGCCCACUGACUGUGCAUUCCCAGCAUUCCCCGCUGCAGUAUUUGCGAUCAGCAGCAGACGACUGAAUCGAGUUGUUGUGUAUUUUAGUAUGUGGUGACGAGGCACCGUUUGUCAUGUUCUUGUUGUAAUUAAAUGGAUAUAUGUAAAUUAGUGAAAAAGAAAUGAAGAAGUUUACGUUCCAACGCGUGUUAGACGGUUUGCGGUCAUCUGUCAGCCAACAGCCUCGGCCAGAACAGGAGAUUGUUGAAACACUACGCCCGGAUAACUUCCAAGUUACUAAGACAUUCAGACAUGGGUUCCCGUACCAACCUACGGCGGUGGCGUUUGAUCCGGUGCAACACCUGCUGGCCAUCGGGACCAAAACUGGAUCACUCAGACUACUGGGACGGCCUGGUGUGGACUCGCACGUCCGCCACGAGACGGACGCUGCGGUUGUCCAGAUCGUGUUCCUGAUGAACGAAGGAGCCUUGGUCACCGCCACGGCCGAUGACAGUCUUCACCUUUGGAACUUCCGCCAGAAACGGCCCGAGGUCGUUCACUCACUCAAGUUCCAAAGGGAAAGGAUAACUUUCAUGCACCUCCCGCUGCAGAGCAAGUGGCUGUAUGUCGGGUCAGAGCGUGGCAACAUCCAUGUGGUCAACAUCGAGAGCUUUGUCCUCUCCGGCUACGUCAUCAACUGGAACAAGGCCAUCGAAGUAUGUCGAAAAACACAUCCCGGACCAGUAAUACAUCUCAGUGAUAACCCCUUAGAUCCAAGCAAACUACUGAUAGGUUACGAGUCUGGUCAGCUGGUGCUGUGGGACUUACGCACACGGACGGCAGAACUGCGGUGGCACAGUGCCGAGCCACUCAAGUCCGUCACCUGGCACCACGAGGGCAAACAGUUCAUGUGCUCACACACCGACGGAUCUCUCACCACUUGGAACGUACGCGCCAGUCCUAAACCUCUCAAUGUCUCCUUUCCCCACGCAAAAACGAAUAAAGAUGGAAAACUGGAAACCUGUAAACCUAUACAAAAAGUAGAAUGGAAAUCAUCAAGAUCGGGAGAGGCGUAUGUGAUAUUCUCGGGUGGCCUGACGUACGACAAGGCAGGCAGGACGCCGAGCAUAACAGUGAUUCACGGAAAGACGACCACAGUGCUGGAGAUGGAACACAAUGUGGUCGACUUUAUCACACUGUGCGAGAGCCCGUGGGUUAGUGAUAUGCAAGAGCCGUAUGCAAUAGUCGUUUUACUUCACAAUGACCUGGUCGUCAUAGAUCUGCUAAGUCAAGGAUUCCCCUGUUUUGAGAACCCUUACCCAAUGGAUCUUCAUGAAUCUGCUGUUACCUGUUGUACUUAUCUGGCUGACUGCCCCAGUGACCUGAUACCUGCGUUCUACUCUGUCGGAUCACGCACACAGAAGAGGACAGGCUUUAGUGAGAGAGAGUGGCCGAUAUCCGGGGGAGAAUGGAGUCCUACAUCCUGUAGCUACAAUGAGAUCAUCCUCACCGGGCAUGCUGAUGGUAGUAUCAAGUUUUGGGACGCUUCUGCUGGCACCUUACAAGUGUUGUACAAACUGAAAACCAGUAAGGUGUUUGAGAAGCCCCGGACAAAGUCGGUGGAUGGGUCGGCAGAGGAGGACCCGUUUGCGAUACAACUCAUCUCGCUGUGCCCCGAGAGUCGUAAGCUGUGCAUCGCCGGAGCCAGCAGCUACGUCAUACUGUUCAAGUUCCGCAAACUGGAGUCUGUCGGCGACACGUGUACACUGGAGAUUCCUGUAGUCUACGAAGUCAGUGAGGAACCCGAAGUCUCACCCGAAUGUGAAUACCCGCCCAAACCUAGCCUCACUGACCCGGACAAUAAGAAGUCAUCCCUGGAGUACACACUACCUGUGAAAGUCAAGCCAGGCCCUAUCAAGAAGCCGCCGGGAUUCCAAGCACACCUGGUGUGUAUCACCCCUGUUGCCAACGGAGACUCUCCCAGCAGCAUAACAGCCCUGUGUAUCAAUUCUUCAUACGGACUGAUGGCGUACGGCAAUGAAGUAGGCUUGGUGGUUGUGGAUAUCGUCCAAAAGUGUUGCCUUCUGAGCAUCGGCACACCAGACCUGUACGGCAACGCGGAUCCGUACCAACGAGUGCCGCGGUCGCCCAAACGUAACCCUCUGUGCGAGGGCGACGGAGAGCGGUGUCGAUCACCGAGCAUCGACCAGGUCAUAGACUAUGAGGAGCUGGACAGAUUGGUCAUCAGUCCCGGGCUGUACUCGGCUCAAGUCUCACCCAACCCGGACACAGACGUCGAGACUGCGGAGGACGCUUUCUGUCUCGACGAAGCAGACCAUCCGUCCAAGGACCGCAGAAGUAGUUCCUCGUGGAAGGGUUUCAGUCUGAAAAAACAGUUGAGCCGAGUAGACAUGAAACUGAAACACACUUUUUCCGCGCCUCCAGAAAAAACAGGGAAGAGAAAUUCCGUUUUUUACUCCGGUUCGAAUGCGGUUUCCCCAGCAGAGAAUUCGGGGAGUAAUUCCCCCGAGUACCCCAACAGUCCGGAGCCGGAGAGUGAGGACUUGCCUUCUAUAGUACUCAUCAAGGAGGCGGAGUCCGAGGAUGUGGUGGAGGGGGGUAGUGCCGUGAGACCUACGGAACUGCAACUGUUCGACCACCAGGGUAAACCGAUUAGACCCCCGAGAAAGGACAGAAAGAGGGUGUCAGUAGAUCAGAAGACUCCCAAUAGGAGUGACACGAGACUGUUAUCUGUGCCCAAUAUCAAGUACAGCAAUCAACAAGGCCUGCGCGACCUGCGACGCAAGGAGGCCAUGAAACUGUCCAACCACAAUAACCAAGCGUUCGGAAACAUCAAACGUAAGAUCAACAAGCUGGACAGUUCUUUUUCUCGAUCUCGGAGCUCCAGCAUGUCAAGUCUAGAGAACAUAAGUUCCGAAGCUAUCCAGUGCCUCUCUUUUGCUGAUUCCUACACGAAAAAGUCAGAAGCCAGUACCUUCCCGACACUGUGGGUCGGUACCAGUCUCGGCUCCGUACUGACCGUGAUGCUGAAUGUCCCGGCACCGGGCGAGACCCGGUUGUCGCAACCGGUCGCAGUCUCACCCUGUGGAACCAUCUUCCGGCUCAAGGGGUGCAUCCUCACCAUGUCCUUCUUAGACUGCAACGGAGCUCUCAUCCCCUACUCCUACGAGAGCUGGAAAGACGAAGGCAAGCAAAAUGUUCUAGGAACUCCGACGAGAAGUAGUACAAACAACAGCCGGAUGUCUCCGCCUCUGGGAGGCUCUGAGAUGACGUGUGACAGACAGUUUGUGGUGUUGGUGUCGGAGAAGCAGGCCCGGGUGGUGGCGCUGCCUUCGCAAAACUGUGUCUACCGGCAACAACUCGCCGACACAGACUUUGUUGUCAAAGCUGAGAUCAUCUCGUUAAAAGACAGUGUGUGUUUGGUAUGCUACAUCUCCAGUGGUCACAUCACUGCCUACAGUCUACCGAGCCUGAGACCUCUCAUAGACGUAGACUUCCUACCACUACCGGACCUCAGUUUUCAGACGAGGAAACAGGGAAUUGUAGACCCCAUGUUGUCCAUUUGGGGCCAACAGAUGUUUGUCAAUGAGGACACAGAUCAGAUCGCUCGUACUUUCUGCUUCAGUAACCGAGGACACGGUCUCUUCCUCAGUUCUCCAUCAGAAGUUCAGAAGUUCACGGUGUCUGCAGAGUUCUGUUCUAGUCUGGUGGAGAUGGUAGGAGAACUGUUCCUGCCUCAUGACAUGCCCGAACCUCCGAAACAGAGCUUCUUCCAAGGUCUGUUUGGAGGCGGCUCACGCAACUUGGACAGGGAGGAGCUUUUCGGAGAGUCUAGUGGGAGAGCGUCGCGAAGUGUCGCUAAGCACAUCCCCGGGCCGUCCGCGCAGAUACAGGAGUUGAACCAACGCGCGACCUCGGCCAGCAGCGAGGUGUCUCGCGCACACCAGCUGAUGGUGGAGCGAGGCGCAAAGCUCGGACAGCUGGAGGAGCGCACAGAGCGCAUGAUGGGCGAGGCAGAGAACUUCCAGACCUCCGCGCACAGUCUCAUGCUCAAAUACAAGGACAAAAAGUGGUACCAACUUUGAACGCUGCAGACCUAAAUUUAUACACUAACAACUUAAGAAAAGAGUUCUAUUUAUAACGUAGGAUAGACGAAGGCAAUUUGUAUGUACAUUGUGCCUCUGUACUCUAAUGUAGGUCGAUACCGAUAUGCUAACCACCCCGAGCUUUAAUAUUUUUAUAGUUUCAACAAGAAAUCCUACAGUAUUUUAUAUACCCUAUGGACUCAGAUGUAUCGUGUGUCUGGAACAUGUCUUUUGUAAAGUUUUGUUAGAUGUAGUGGUUGUGUGUGUGUUUGUCCAGAACUAAAAGUUAGACAUUGCUGAAAAUAUCUUAACAUUUUAACUUUAUAUAAUUAUAUCGCUUCUAAACAACAAGUAUUGGGUAAAAUGCUUGUGUUUUUAGAAGUAGUAAUCAUUUAAUAUACACUUCAAGAGUAAACCAGUAUUUAAUCUUUUUGCAUAAAUCAGCUCAAUUUCAUAAAAUGAAGAAUAAGUUUUAGCCAUUUAUGGUCGAAUCGGAAUGUAAAAUUUUGCAUUUUCCUUUUCCUUGAUUGUGUAACCUAUCGUGAACAAUGUAAAUUUUUAUUUACAAAGCUUGAUAAUGUUAAUGCUUAGCAAUAUUUUUUUUCUUUUUAAAGUGUUAUCUUUUAUCUUGGUAAAGUAUUUUUUGUGAGUGGCAGGAACCACUUUUUCAGUUGUCAACCUUGAUUUUGUCAAAAACUAAUGUACACAAAUCUCUAGUUUUGUCUUACCAACUGUAAGUGGCACACAUACAACCACUACACCAGUGUUCAGAGAUGCAGGUUGUCUCUUAUUAAUUUAUAUUUCAACUGUUUACAUUCUGUUCGGCUGUGCUUGGGCUACAUUUAGCAUUUCAUUUCCAUUUCUGGUCGUACACUUUGCUGACCGUGUAUCUAUGUAUAUAAGACCCACAAAUCUCGUACUUACGCUAUACAUUGUGAUACCUUGGUCAUGAUUGUUAUCGUAUUGUUAGAUGCAGAUUAUAUUGUUUGUUGAAGGCUGUUGCAUUUGUUGUAUUUUUUAUUGUUAUUGUAGCGAUGUUUAGAAGCAGUAUUCUUUUAUUUUGUGUAAUAUACCAAAAAUAAAAAGCGGUUAAUGUUUUUUGUGUGUACAUACUACGGUGUUGCAAUGACUCCUUGUAUUUACGUGUACGGUUCCCGAAGGGACGAAGCUCAUUGCAUGAUCUUCCUGUAGAGGUCUAGUGUUGCUUAUCCUUAAGUACGUUCACAUAUUGAUCAAUUAGAUACUGUUUGAUAUUGAUAGUGUAACGGUUUUUCCUGAUUUGGUUGAUGUUAAACUUUGGGUAGUGUUGUUUUUGUAUGAUAAUAUUACGUGAGUUUUAUUGUUUUUUGUAUGGUUCAAAAUGUGUUUAUACUUUUAGCCUAAAUAGGUUGGUUCUAUUUACUCUAAUCUGUGAAUCUCCUAUCUUUGUUCUACUAUUUGUUAAGUUUUUUAAUUAUUAUUAUUGUAGUUACUAGUGAUAAAUUAGUUCAAAUGAGUUACAAUUAUAUAUUACUUACCAUUUAUUACAGGUUUUAUUGUUUGUGAUAUAUUUUUGUCUUAUAAACAUAGUCAUCCUUUCUUGCCAUAAAGGGAUGAGCCUAAUAUAUGAACAUUAUAGUUUAUUUAACUUUUAUCUUAAUAUAUGGAUUUCUUGUUUUAUCUUGGUCAAAGUUUACAUCAACCAGAUUAAAUUUUAAAAGGCACCAAAAAUAAAUAUAACUAAAGAAAACCAUUUAGACAUUUAAAGUUAUUGUUAAAAUAUAUUUACUAUAAAAAAACUAAUCAAAAGUGUUAAGAUAUUAAAAUAUAAUUGUAAUCUAUUGUCUUGAAAGCAAUAAGAUUUUGUUAUUUAAAUAAGAAUGUUAAAUUUAAUUUAACCACGGCCUAUAAAAGAGCCAAUCUUAUUUUGUAAUAUUUGUUUUUUAUUAUGAGAGAGUAUAGUUAGAUCUAAAUAAAUAUAGCUCUUUGCCUGUUAAUUCAUUUGAAUGUUGACAUCAGACAAAAAUAAUUCUUUAAAAGUUCACUACACUGUACUAUAAAAAUAAUAUUUUAAUGUUUGCUAUAAUUUGUUACAUAAAGAAAUCAUAAAACACUGUAAAAGAUCAAUUUAAAAAUUAUGUACUUAUAAAACAAUAAAUGUAUGACAACAUUAUUGUCGCUAUGAAUAAACUUUCCAAUAUAAAUAUCACACUCCCUAGUGGAAGUAUCACUAAGCAAUCAUUAAAAAAUUAAGUGAUAUCACUAAAAAUCCUAUUGAUUUUUAAUGAUAUCAUUAGACAUCAUUUAAUAACAUCAUCUAACCAAACAAACCUAGUGAUGUAACUAGAUUUGUUUUUAAUGAUAUCACUAAAGAUCAGUAUAGUCAUUAGAAAUAACUAGGAUUAAAUUGUUAAUCAUUAGGUUUCUACUGACAUCACUAUAAUCAUCAAGCCAGUCACUACAAGUCAUUAGAGAAUUUAGUGAUAUAAACUUAAAAUCACUACAAUUGUUAGUUAAAUGUGAAAGAUUCAAAACUGACUGUUGGGUAUAGCCAAGCAAACUCAAUAUGAUGUAAUACAAUAAUUUAUUUCCUUAUAUUUAAAUUUGAAUGUAUAUUAGUGUUACAAGGUACAUUGAUCUGAGCUUAAAAACCCCUUUUGAUGCUUUGUCAAAGAAAGUAGAAAAAUUGGGAAUGUUAUUUAAGUUAUAUGAGGUGAACUUUAAA